Molecule: messenger RNA, 360 nt
Organism: Caenorhabditis remanei
Lineage: Eukaryota; Metazoa; Nematoda; Chromadorea; Rhabditida; Rhabditidae
Exons: 1
Coding region: 1-360 (119 amino acids)
Source: RefSeq, a predicted model, not a curated record
AUGAUGGUAGAGAAGAUGACUCUCCUCCGAAUGGAAUCAAUGAAUGCUCCACAGCUUCAUCAAUCUGGAAUUCGCAAUGAUGAUAGAGAAAAGAAGCAUUCUGUUACAUACGAGCUCACAGAUCUGACCGUUAUAAUGCAGAUUAUCGAUAAGUGCAAUGGAAUCUUGAUCAAUAUUAGUGACUUCAAUACGAACUUUCGAUCCGUCUGCUGUAGUUGGAACAGAGAAAUUCAAAGGAUUGGAGACGCGUUGGAGGAUUUGACAAGUGGAGAAAUCUGUUCCGGAUUUGGCAAUGCAAUAACGUACUUCUACAUUAAGAGUGUUCGUCCAGAAACUGGAAAAACUGAUUUAGUUGUUUAG